CAGACCUCAGUCCAGCAGAGCACCUUUGGACGGCAGCGGCUGUGUGAUGCUGUCAUGAAAACAUGAACCAAAGUCUCUGAGGAAUGUUUCCAGCACCGUGUUGAAUCUGAGCCAUGAGGAAUCAAAGCAGCUCUGAAGGCAAAAUGAGGUCCAACCUGGUACUAGCAACGUGUGCCUAAUGAAAUGGCCAGCACGUGACGAUCAGUUUUGGCAGCUGCUCGCCGACAUCCUUCAGACCACCGGCAUCGUUUCCCCCGACAGCGCAGAGCCAAGAGCAGAGUGCAGGAAGCUGGUGGCCGUCGGCCUGUGGCAGAGUGGCUACCACGCUGACUGGAUGUAUGAGGACAAGGAAGGAGGUCAUUUCUCCAGUCGGGAUCUCCUCCUGGCGCUCGGCUGGCUGCUCGCUGCGGGAGCUCUGGAGAACGUGGUGAUGAAGAGAGUGCAGAAACUGGACAGGACGCUGCUCACAUGUACACCUGUGAAGCCCCACUUUUCUGCUGACCUCUGGAUAGACUCCGCCUCCCUGAGGAGACUCCAGUGGCUCAUUGGCUGCCUGAGACAUGAGAGACGGAUGCUGCUGUCGAUGCUGCAGGAGCAAACCCGAGCGCUCCAUGCUGUUCUUUCUGCCAGCGUCGCCUCUGCUGCGCCGGCCUCCUCUGAUCAGAUCUCUGCAGCACUCAAAGAGGAGUGUGUUUGUGUGCGGCAGCUGUGCGACCUCCUGGAAGCUUAUCUGAAGUGGAAACAGGUUGAGGAAGUCUUCUGGACCUGGAUGGACAGCGUUGUGGACUUCCAUCUGAAAGAUCCUGUCACCAGGAGGCCAAAACAUCCACCCAAUGAGAGUCCGGGAGUGUGUUGUCAUGGAAACAGUGGACUGGAGAAGCUGGAGGAGAUGCUGCUUAGGCUGUCCACAGCUCAGAGAGAACAGAGGAGAGGAGGAGAAGCUGGUAAGGACAGAGAAGGAGACGAGAGGUUGCAGGGAGGGUGCGGCGCCUCCUCAUCCCUCCCUCCUCUCCUCUCCUCCCUCCCGUCCUUGCCCUCCCUCCCACAGGUCUGCCGAGCGAGUCUCCGGCCGGAGGAGCCGCGGAGGUUCCCAGCAGGGGGCCCCUGCAGCCGGGCUGAGGCUCCAAACGAGCUCUCGGCGUCUGAGGCUGUGGAGCUGCUUCGUCAUACAGAGGCUGUGCUGAUGAAGAGGAGGGACAGACAGAGGCUGGCCAACAGGAUGAAGCUGCAGGAGACGAUCGGCAGGCUGGAUGAACUGGUGCUGAUUCCACCGUGAACUUUGAGUUUGAACUGGAUGAACUGGUGCAGGUUUGUGAUGGUGGAUAUGAAGCUGUGAGGACGUUAUCUUUGCUUUCUGUGCAAAAUUAUAAAAAUCUGAUGAGACUGAAGCAGCUGCUGCACAGAGGAGUCAGACAUUAAAAGCAUUUAAUAAAUAAAAACUGUCCCACCACAUAUCUAAAUUUCACUGUGAU
Archocentrus centrarchus (flier cichlid) is the source of this 1472-nucleotide messenger RNA. It is a transcript of the gene tedc1, whose product is annotated as tubulin epsilon and delta complex 1. The transcript has 8 exons. NCBI's taxonomy places the organism in Eukaryota, Metazoa, Chordata, Actinopteri, Cichliformes, Cichlidae. The record is from RefSeq and is a predicted model, not a curated record. The coding region runs from base 179 to 1276 and encodes 365 amino acids.